Pipistrellus kuhlii (Kuhl's pipistrelle) is the source of this 1835-nucleotide messenger RNA. It is a transcript of the gene HAO1, whose product is annotated as hydroxyacid oxidase 1. The transcript has 8 exons. NCBI's taxonomy places the organism in Eukaryota, Metazoa, Chordata, Mammalia, Chiroptera, Vespertilionidae. Bases 57 to 1169 code for a protein of 370 amino acids. Gene Ontology annotation, molecular function: oxidoreductase activity; FMN binding. The record is from RefSeq and is a predicted model, not a curated record.
AAGGCAACACGGGAAAACAAAUAAAACCAACCUUGGGCUUGCAAUAACCGGUGAAGAUGUUCACCCGGCUAGUUUGUAUCAGCGAUUAUGAACAACAUGCUAAGUCAAUUCUUCCUAAGUCUAUCUAUGACUAUUAUAGGUCUGGGGCAAAUGAUCAGGAAACCCUCGCUGAUAAUAUGGCGGCAUUUUCCAGAUGGAAGCUGUAUCCACGGAUGCUCCGGAAUGUUGCUGAAAUAGACCUGUCGACUUCUGUUUUAGGACAGAGAGUCAGCAUGCCAAUAUGCGUGGGGGCUACGGCCAUGCAGUGCAUGGCUCACGUGGAGGGGGAGCUUGCAACUGUGCGAGCCUGCAGGUCACUGGGAACGGGCAUGAUGCUGAGUUCCUGGGCCACCUCCUCCAUUGAAGAAGUGGCAAAGGCCGGCCGUGAGGCGCUUCGCUGGCUGCAGCUGUACAUCUACAAGGACCGGGAAGUUACCAAGCAGCUCGUGCGGCGGGCCGAACGGAUGGGAUACAAGGCCAUAUUUGUGACAGUGGACACCCCUUAUCUGGGCAACCGCUUUGACGAUGUGCGAAACAGAUUCAAGCUGCCACCGCAGCUCAGGAUGAAAAAUUUUGAAACCAAUGAUUUAGCAUUUUCUCCAAAGGAAAAUUUUGGCGACAACAGUGGACUUGCUGCAUAUGUGGCAAAAGCUAUAGACCCAUCCAUCAGCUGGGAGGAUAUUAAAUGGCUGAGGGGACUGACAUCGCUGCCAAUUGUUGCUAAAGGCAUUCUGAGAGGAGAUGAUGCCAGGGAGGCAGUUAAACAUGGUUUGGAUGGCAUCUUGGUGUCAAAUCAUGGGGCUCGACAACUCGAUGGGGUGCCAGCCACUAUUGAUGCUCUGCCCGAAAUUGUGGAGGCCGUUGAUGGGAAGGUGGAGGUCUUUCUGGACGGGGGUGUCAGGAAAGGCACUGAUGUUCUGAAAGCUCUGGCCCUGGGAGCAAAGGCUGUGUUUGUGGGGAGACCAAUCAUCUGGGGUUUGGCUUCCCAGGGAGAGAAAGGUGUUCAAGAUGUCCUUGAGAUACUCAAGGAAGAAUUCCGAUUGGCAAUGGCUCUGAGUGGGUGCCAGAAUGUGAAAGCCAUCGACAAGACAUUGGUGAGGAAAAAUCCUUCGGCCCUUUCCAAGAUCUGACAGUGCACAAUAUUUUCCCAUCUGUAUUAUUUUUUUUCCAGCAUGUAUUACUUGACAAAGAGACACUGUGCAGAGAGUGACCACAGUCUGUAAUUCCUCACUUCGAUACAAAGGGUGUCGUUCUUCUCCAACAAAAUAGCAAUCCCUUUUAGUUCAUUGCUUUUGACUUUUCAAUGGGUGUCCUAGGAACCUUUUAGAAAGAAAUGGACUUGCAUCCUGGAAAUAUAUUAACUGUUAAAAAGAAAACAUUGAAAAUGUGUUUAGACAACGUCAUCCCUUGGCAGGCUAACGUGCUGAAAAACAAAAGAUAUUCUUUGGUAAACUUGACGGGAGCUAAUGCUGAGGUGGAAAGAUAAUGAUCACACUGUUUAUUAGCCUGCAUUGUGUUCAGAUACCCAUAAAACAGUGUUCUUAAAUUAUAAGCUCAGGUUCAAAAGGUUCCACAUGCCUGGGAGACUUGGAUUCGCACCACCGAGGAGGUAGCACUUGAUAGAUUUGGGAUGAAUUGGUGAAAUUUGUGAUUUUCCUAGAUACAUUUUAAUACCUUGAGCUGCGCUACUUCUUUGAAUGUAGAUUUCAUUCCCAUCUUCAGUGUCUGAAUAUCUGAAUAUUUUGUGAUAUGCAUUGCUUUCUAACCAGGAAGAAAUAAAGCAUUAUUUUGAAAAG